This is a messenger RNA of Alternaria arborescens, 606 nucleotides long. RefSeq lists its product as hypothetical. The coding region runs from base 1 to 606 and encodes 201 amino acids. The transcript has a single exon. The record is from RefSeq and is a predicted model, not a curated record. NCBI's taxonomy places the organism in Eukaryota, Fungi, Ascomycota, Dothideomycetes, Pleosporales, Pleosporaceae. Gene Ontology annotation, molecular function: protein binding.
AUGCCGCUUUACUACGCCGCAUUGUUAGGCUUUAGCACGGUUACAAGACUGCUGCUCGACGCGGGCGCCGAGGUCAACGCGCAGAGUGGAGAGUACGGCAGCGCACUGCAGGCAGCUUCACUUGGAGGCUACGAGCAGGUAGUCAAGACGCUGCUCGACGCGGGCGCUGAGAUUAACGCGCAGAGUGGAGAGUACGGCAGCGCACUGCAGGCAGCUUCACUUGGAGGCCACGAGCAGGUAGUCAAGACGCUGCUUAAUGCGGGCGCCAAGGUCAACGCGCAGGGUAGAGUCUUCGGCAACGCACUGCAGGUAGCUUCAUACAAAGGCCACGAGCAGGUAGUCAAGACGCUGCUUAACGCGAGCGCGGAGGUCAACGCGCAGGGUGGAGUAUACGGCAAUGCAUUGCAGGCAGCUUCAUACGGAGGCCACGAGCAGGUACUCAAGAUACUGCUUAACGCGGGCGCUGACGUUAACGCGCAGGGUGGAGAGUACGGAAACGCACUGCAGGCAGCUUUAGAGGAAGGCCACGAGCAGAUAGUCAAGAUGCUGCUCAAUGCAGGUGCGCAUCAACACCAGGAGGAUCACCUUGCGUCAAGGCCUGAAUAG